AUGUACACAACGGAGCAAAGGAGGCCACAGACCCCAGUAAGCCAGAUAAUCGAGGAUUAUGCCUCUAUAGUAUCAAAGGAUGAGUCCAUUCACACGAGGCCGGCGCCGCAAAGCUACCAGCUGGUCAACGUCCACCAGCCGAACGGUAGUUUGACAACAAUAAGACGCAACCUAUCCGCAAGGGACUCAGGCGAGAGGCGACAUGUCAUCGCGCCUACAUCUGCACCAAGAGCGGCAAAAGGAGCCUGCAGAACCGUGCUCGCCCGCUCUUCAGACGGCAGUUGGAGGAGAGUCCAACGGCCCAUUCGUGAUUCGGAACUCUUUAUGAGGGCACGAAACCAAGCCAUCGAUAGCGCGCCAAUUGCUCGAACUGUAUCGGACAGAUCCUCGUCGAUAUAUGAUGAUGAUGCGAGCCGGGGCACGAUGCUCUCCACCAUAACGAUGGUCGAGACAGCCUUGGCUGAACAACAGACCUACCAGAGGACAAGAGGCGUCCAAGUCCUCGGGCAUUCAGCAAAUGGAAGCUCUGCGACCGGAGCCAGCGGUAGAUCAGGAGACAUUGAGAUUGGACAUAUCGAUGAGGACGAGCACCUCGAACGGAGUCGAAGAUACUCGGCCUGUAGUCGAAGAUACUCGGCCGGUGACUACGGGGACGCCGGCGGUCAUGGCGAGGGAUUCGAGCGCGAUGAACACUCUGCCAUCCAUCGCAGCAGAUCAGCACACGAGAGCUAUAACACCGCGGGUGGCAGGGCUGCAUUUCGGGAGUACGGCCCAUCGGCUCCGGUAACACUGCCCAGCCCACUGGCCGCAGCAAGCGACGCGCACUUGGGAAACUCGCCGGGGGAAGCUGCUAUGAAACCUUGGCUGCAAGACCUCGUCCGCGUGUGCUCCUAUGCACUGGCAAGCUGUAGCGUUGUUUUACCUACAGCCUUUGUUGCCUUGAGCAUCGCGGUCAUCUUCAUGAGAGGGCAUCCGGUGCUCUCUAGCUGGUCUUCAGUCGAAGAUCUCGUCGAAAUUGCCGCUGCUAUCUGGCCCAUUGUCUUCGCUACAACAGUAGCGCAGUGCUUCAAAGCCGGACUUGUCCUGCGCGGGAUCGGAAGCUCAACCGGACGGGUCAGCGGCUGCGCGAAGCGGGAUCUAACGUUGCCUCGCCUGGAAGCUUGGUGUCUACUCGUGUUCCUGGUUUGGUGCCUGUCACCGAUUGGGCCUCUGGCAGCAAGGAACAUGUACGGAACCACCCAGGAGACCCUGAAAGGCAGCCGCGAUGUUCUGUAUAUGGAUAAUACGGGACGCAACCAAGUAUGGGAUCCUAGAUCAGCAGAAAUGUUGUCACCAAGAGGCCGCUCCGAGUUGAUACAAACUAUCGGUGCCAAGUACAUCCGCAGUCUCUCACAGGACAACCUCGACGCACCCCUCAACGAACCGUUUUCCAUUUACUCCCCGACAAGAUACACCUCCGUCGGCACUGUUGUGUCGCCCAAGUCAAUGAAAGACGGAGGUCUACCCCAUGGCAUACGUCGUCGCGACGAAAUGGCCGUUCAUAACCCCAUGGGCGUGCCCGAAGCCGUAGCUCUCGAGGCGCUGAAUUUCUCGAUGACCGCGUCUGCUUUCAACUUCCAGUGUGGAGAUUGGACGCUCAUGACGAGAUAUCUCUCCAACCAUACCUCGUCGGAUCAGAUAUCCUACAGUGCUUCCCAGACUCUUGGACUGAGCAUGCCCGCUCAUGAUGAUUCAGGAGCUCCACCGACGGUGCGGUUCGUUUCAUUGAACAGGAAAUCAGUCUCCAGCAACACCACAACGCUGAGAAGGAGACGUCUGGGUGCCGCAAAUCUGACUGUUGACCAGUGGGAGUACUCGUCGAUCAGCUGCAGCUAUGAGCAGGUCUUCUACAAUGUCCCCAUGCAAUGCAGCAGAGACAGCAGUGGUAGUAUCAAGUCGUGCAAUCAGUCAGGAGCUGCGCAGCUGAUGCCUUCUGACGGCACCCUCAAAACGCCCUUGGGCGAUUUUGCGUUGGACUUUGUCUGGUCCGGGAACUUGCCCACGACGGAUAUGACUGCAACGGCUACUGAGCAAUAUAUCCAGCGGGGCGGUCCAACCGACACGAGACGAUUUAUCAGAGCAAGGGACGUCCGCAACCCCAGGUUCAACCUCUCCGCAACCGUGUCUCCAGAUGAGUUUUCGCAGCGCUUCGGCCACUUGUUCAGCACCUGGGUCGGGUUGGGCUACUGCCCACAAUGCUCAUCAGACGUUGUGGCCAACAGCAGCUCAGUCCCCGCCAAUCUCCAGCCUCGCUACAAGAAGGUCUCUUCAACGGUGACCUGGUCUGGCGAGCGUGUGUAUACGGUCAAGUGGGCCUGGAUUGUGGUUUUCAUGGUAUCCACAUCUGUCAUGCUCGUUGCUGCAGUCGGUGCCAUCGUUGUUGAGAAUAUGGUCGUUGCAAAGACCGCCAAGCGGAAAACGGCGAGACGUCCUAUUUCGAAGGAGGAUAUAGUUCCGCUGCGUCUUCCUACAAUGUGCUCAACUGUCAGUAAUGGUCAGAAUUCGCCGCAGUGGAGCAAAGCGGUAAUGCAGGACAUGAAUGUUGCCACUGGUAAUGGACAUUCCUUGGGGGCGUAUGGAUAG
This is a messenger RNA of Diaporthe batatas, 2622 nucleotides long. RefSeq lists its product as uncharacterized. Bases 1 to 2622 code for a protein of 873 amino acids. Lineage: Eukaryota; Fungi; Ascomycota; Sordariomycetes; Diaporthales; Diaporthaceae. The transcript has 4 exons. The record is from RefSeq and is a predicted model, not a curated record.